Penicillium hordei is the source of this 309-nucleotide messenger RNA. RefSeq lists its product as uncharacterized. NCBI's taxonomy places the organism in Eukaryota, Fungi, Ascomycota, Eurotiomycetes, Eurotiales, Aspergillaceae. The transcript is spliced from 2 exons. Bases 1 to 309 code for a protein of 102 amino acids. The record is from RefSeq and is a predicted model, not a curated record.
AUGCCUGGGAAAAGUAGUGCAGAUAUUUUAGCAAAAGUUCGAUUGCGAUAUGAGCAGCGGCGAUCCCCCCCUCCUAAAUUGACACCGCUUUCUCUUUUUCCCGCUUUCCCCUUUUCUUCCCCAAAGCAUCUUGACACCGUUUGCUUUUGUCGGUUUAUUUGCUUUUCUUUUUUUGUGGUCUGGACUUCCCCUGGUCUGGAUAUCAGUUUUCGAGUAACCGUGAAGAAUUCACAUUGGAACGGUUGUGCGGCGCGUGAGUACAUUCUUCUCUUUUCUGCGUGUUUGUUUAUAGACGGGAGCUUCGUUUGA